Messenger RNA from Cynocephalus volans (Philippine flying lemur), 1500 nucleotides. RefSeq names its product potassium voltage-gated channel subfamily A member 2 (gene KCNA2). Bases 1 to 1500 code for a protein of 499 amino acids. Gene Ontology annotation, biological process: potassium ion transmembrane transport; protein homooligomerization. Gene Ontology annotation, cellular component: juxtaparanode region of axon; dendrite; axon terminus. NCBI's taxonomy places the organism in Eukaryota, Metazoa, Chordata, Mammalia, Dermoptera, Cynocephalidae. The transcript has a single exon. Gene Ontology annotation, molecular function: delayed rectifier potassium channel activity; protein binding. The record is from RefSeq and is a predicted model, not a curated record.
AUGACAGUGGCCACCGGAGACCCAGCAGACGAGGCUGCUGCCCUCCCUGGGCACCCGCAGGACACCUAUGACCCAGAGGCAGACCACGAGUGCUGUGAGAGGGUGGUGAUCAACAUCUCGGGGCUGCGGUUUGAGACCCAGCUAAAGACUUUAGCCCAGUUUCCAGAGACCCUCUUAGGGGACCCCAAGAAGCGGAUGAGGUACUUUGACCCACUCCGAAAUGAGUACUUUUUCGAUCGGAACCGCCCUAGCUUUGAUGCCAUUUUGUACUACUACCAGUCUGGUGGCCGGCUGAGGAGACCUGUGAAUGUGCCCUUAGAUAUAUUCUCUGAAGAAAUUCGGUUUUAUGAGCUGGGAGAAGAAGCAAUGGAGAUGUUUCGGGAAGAUGAAGGCUACAUCAAGGAGGAAGAGCGUCCUCUGCCUGAAAAUGAGUUUCAGAGACAGGUGUGGCUUCUCUUUGAAUACCCAGAGAGCUCAGGGCCUGCGAGGAUUAUAGCGAUUGUAUCUGUCAUGGUGAUUCUGAUUUCAAUUGUCAGCUUCUGUCUGGAAACACUACCCAUCUUCCGGGAUGAGAAUGAAGACAUGCAUGGGGGUGGGGUAACCUUCCACACCUAUUCCAACAGCACCAUUGGGUACCAGCAGUCCACUUCCUUCACCGACCCUUUCUUCAUUGUAGAGACUCUCUGCAUCAUCUGGUUCUCCUUUGAAUUCUUGGUGAGAUUCUUUGCCUGUCCUAGCAAAGCCGGCUUCUUCACCAACAUUAUGAACAUCAUUGACAUUGUGGCCAUCAUCCCCUACUUCAUUACCCUGGGAACGGAGCUGGCUGAGAAGCCAGAAGAUGCUCAGCAGGGCCAGCAGGCCAUGUCGCUGGCCAUCCUGCGUGUCAUCCGGUUGGUAAGAGUCUUUAGGAUUUUCAAGUUGUCUAGACACUCCAAAGGUCUCCAGAUUCUAGGUCAGACCCUCAAAGCCAGCAUGAGAGAACUGGGCCUCUUGAUAUUCUUCCUCUUCAUUGGAGUCAUCCUUUUCUCUAGUGCUGUCUAUUUUGCAGAGGCCGAUGAGCGAGAUUCCCAGUUCCCCAGCAUCCCAGAUGCCUUCUGGUGGGCAGUCGUCUCCAUGACAACUGUAGGCUAUGGAGACAUGGUUCCAACUACCAUUGGGGGAAAGAUAGUGGGUUCCCUAUGUGCAAUUGCAGGUGUGUUAACCAUUGCCUUACCGGUCCCUGUCAUAGUGUCCAAUUUCAACUACUUCUACCACCGGGAGACAGAGGGAGAGGAGCAGGCCCAGUACUUGCAAGUGACAAGCUGUCCAAAGAUCCCAUCCUCCCCUGACCUAAAGAAAAGUAGAAGUGCCUCUACCAUUAGUAAGUCUGAUUACAUGGAGAUCCAGGAGGGGGUAAACAACAGUAACGAGGACUUUAGAGAGGAAAACUUGAAAACGGCCAACUGCACUUUGGCUAACACAAACUAUGUGAAUAUUACAAAAAUGUUAACUGAUGUCUGA